AAAUAAAUAAAGAGCAAGUGUUUAUUAUGACCACUAGAUGACAGUAGCCCUAUACAAAUAUGUGUGUGGUGUGGUUUGUGGGUAAAAUCUCUAACGCUGAAUGACAAAGCUGCCUACACCGGAAAUAGUGUCUUUUGUCUUCAAGAAAUAAGAGCACAAUUGUGAUCACACAAGUUGUGAAUUACAAUUAAUGUGAGGCCAUGGAAUAACAACGACAGAAAAUGUAUUUAUAGGAGAAUCGGUGGAUUUUCAGACAUUAAUUAAUAUGUAUUUAUGCAUGAAUGUCUUUGCUUAAGAAUCUAAAAUUUAGUUGAGCACUAAGUGAAAAAAAUGUCUUCAGAGCUCCAUCCUUUAAUAAAUGUUGUAUCAACUCUUUUUUUGAUUGUGACGUUAAUAUAUUUAAAGAUAUUCACGCGUAACAUGCUCCGGAAAUUGUAUGUUAGUUAUAUGUAACUUGACGCUAGUGUCUCCGGGGGGGUUAUCGCAGUAACGAGCAGAGGUGUGUUUAUAUGUGACUUUUUUUCACGCCCCUCACACGCUCAUUGUGUGGUUCAGGCUGUUCAGGCUCCACUUCACUUCAGUUUGACUGAACUUCUCUGGGCUGACACAUGACUCCACUGCCUGAUCUCUGAGACACAACAAUGACCACGGAGCCAGGAAAGUUUGGAGAAAAGUUAUCUUUACGCACGGAAGUGUCGUUGGAGGGACUCAGGGGUAUCAGCAGCUGUGCGCCCAUGGAUCAGGAUCAAGCUACAAGUGGCUGUUUCUGUGCGUCCCUGUGGAGAUUCAUUUGAAGAGUCGGGAGGAGACUUAACUGGCUCACUUUCUGCCGGGGAUGCAUCGGUCUAUCCUUGUUGGAUUUACCACAGUUUAGAAAACUUUGAGCUGGAAACUGAAAAGUUCUUUGGCCUUUCUGUUAACUUUUUCUUUAAAGGUGAAAGGUGUGCUGAACAACCUUUGGAUCUUAACACACACGCUGUGAAGUCGCGUUUGGUGACAUUGGAUCAACUUUUACGCACGCGAUUUUUGCAGCAAAUGACAGCUUUUACGUGGUUUGUUCCUCUCCCACUUUAUUCUUUUUGCUCCAUUCACCGAUCCCAACAACCGCUUCACUUCCACCUGGUCAGACGCGGGGACUAAAAGCACCUCGCCGUCUCUUCCUGUGCGCCGGCGUGCGGCCGCGGGCCACCGGGUCGAGGAUGCGGGUGGGAGGAUUCCAGAUGUCGGUCACCGUAAUCAUGGCACUCCUCAUGGUCGUCAUGAAAGUAAAGGCUAGCGGGGAAUACUGCCACGGCUGGCAGGACACCCAGGGCGUGUGGAAGGAAGGGUUCCAGUGUCCGGAGAAGAUCGACGGAGAUGACGCGAUCAUCUGCUGCGGGAAAUGUGAGCUGCGGUACUGCUGCUCCAGCACUGAGGCACGGCUGGACCAGGGCAGCUGCGAUAACGACCGACAGGCGCAGGAGCCCGGGGCCGACAGCAAAGACAACAAGGAGUCUGAUGCAGUUCCCAUCUACGUGCCCUUCUUGAUUGUGGGCUCCGUGUUUGUGGCAUUCAUCCUGGUGGGAUCCGUGGUCGCCGUCUGCUGCUGCCGUUGCCUCCGACCCAAACAGGAACUGUCAUCUGGAGGGGCGACAGGAGGUGGGGCCGGCAGCGGACGUCUCCUCGAAACCAUCCCAAUGAUGGCCAGCACUUCCCGAGGCUCCUCGUCCCGCCAGUCCAGCACCGCCACCUCCUCCAGCUCCUCCGCGCCGCCUUCCGCGCCCCGCCCCGCCCCUCCCCCCCUCAUGAGAGCUCAAGCCUCUUGCUGCCUGCCGCCUGACGCCAGCGUCUUCGUCAACAUGCCCACCAACUUCUCCGUACUCAACUGCCAGCAGGCCACCCAAAUCAUGCCCCACCAAGGACAGUUCCUGCACCCGCAGUACAUCGGCUACGCUCACCCCGUGUCUCCCACUGCUGCCUUCCUGGACCCCAUCCAAGGAGGGUACAGGCCAAUGCAGUCGCCGUGUCCUCCCACGGGAGGCUCGAGUGUCACCGGUGACCAGAAAUACCCUCCUCUGACGGUGUGAUGAGAGGCCAACACGCAGACCACUCUGCCAAUGACUUUUGUGAAGUUAAACCUGUGAGGCUGCAUUAGAGACCUUUGGAGAGGCUGCCAACGUGGAAAAAAGAAAGGCAGGGAGUCAAACUCACACCAAGGACUCAUAAAGCCAUUGCUGGCAGCGGGGCCUGCCUGACUUCUUGUGUGUGGUGUGUCUGUUUAAGUGUGUCAUACGUGACCUCUUGCCAAGCUGGAAUGAGCUAAGCUCCGUGUAUGGUGGGGUUGGAUGGAUGAAUAAACAAGUUUCUGUCUGGAGAUGCAAACAUUGGGCUGAAUAUCUGAGCGUUACACUGCCCAGAUGUGUGAUAGCACACAGCCCACUGCUGCCUGCAGCUGAAAUAUAGACUGUGUGUGUUAGUGUUUGCAUGUAUGUGCAGAGAGAGUGAGAGAAAAAGUUUGUUGGCUUGUAUUCGCCUGAAUGAAUGAUGUAUGCUUGAUUUAUAGCAAUGAAUUGUAUGAAAAGUGGCUUUUUCAACAUCGCAAAAAAAUCUACGACCACAGGCUGUGUUUAUGCCGUGUGCAUAUGUGGUUUAUACACUACAGAAUAUAUGUUUGUGUGGAGACGUUUGUACGGUGCGUCUGGGAGAGUGUGAAGUGUGCAGGGCUGCGGUCGUGUGAGUAACUGUGAGUGUGUGAUGGGAAAUGCAGGUGGUGCAGUGUGAACGGCAGUUGCGAUCUCCCUGCAGAGCAAUUAAACUCAAAUGAAGCGGAGGCUGGACGCAGACUGUGACGCUACACCUUCCUGUACAAACGCCCUCAAACCACCCGAAAAAUCUAGGCAACAGAGAGAGAGGGGGUGGGGGGGGCAGUCCUCGGGGUCAAACAGCCUGAGGUGGAAGCAGAAAAGAUACAAAAAUGAAAGAAAGCUCAUGCACGGCCGGUGGUUAAUGUAGCUGACCGGUGUGAGAGUGUGACAGUGGGGGAGUGUGUGGCUGCCCUCGGAAGAUUAGAGUUAAUUAUACAGUGAAAACUGCCAAAUGCCCCCUUCACUUCUCUGCUCUGAGUGUGUGUGUGUGCAUGUGUUUAACUCUCCCCACGUUCAGUGCAUUAACAGAGGGCACAGGCAGCUCCGGGGCAGCUUUGAGUCAUUACUUUCCACUUAACACGAGGCUCAGAAACGUUGGUUAUUGGUUGUAAAAUAAAGAAUAACAAUAAAAAGGAUGUUUCCGCAGCAUAUUCACAGAACUGCUGGGCAGCUGGGAGGUACUGGUGACCGGUAAUUAACGGUGAAUCUGCAGCCUGAGAAACGUGCCGCUCCACUGAGCGUGCAGCCUGACAUGUCCCACUACACUAUUACUAAGACCAGUCCGUCUGUGACUGGUCUCCAACGUCUGCACCCGUCGGUGAGGUGCAGCAGGCAGCUGCUACCAGGAGUGGGCAGAAGAAUCUUGGGUCUAAUGAGUUCGUUGAUAUGGGGCUGACACUUUUCAUGUGAAUGGAUUUUGACAAUAAACAACUUUUAAACCACAAAAAAAAGUGUUUCAAUUCAUGCGUUACAGUAGGAAUUCACCGUGGAACAAAAUGUCUCAACAAAAGCAGUUAUUUUCUCUAAACCUUUGAUUGGAGUUGAUGUUACUGAGGGACAAAUGUUGUCACACCAACACUUGGCGUAAAGGCUUAGUUAAUAGGUGUAAGUCUGUCUAAUGAAUAGCUUUACAAAAGAAUCGUAUCUGAGAGGCCAAAUCCCCGUUAAACACCGUGUUAAGCUGUUGAGAAACACUAAGUAGAAACAUUCACAGACGGCUGAACAAAUAUCAGUCACGUCACCAGGAGAAGGAGGUGUAAGAAACCACAACAAUGGACACUUUAAAUCUGUGGCUGUGUAGAAGUGAACCUUUGGCAGGAACCCCGCAGGAACCUCGGCUGCAGUAAUGCAGAGAAGUCGCUGGGGAGGAGGUGAAACGCACAAAGGGCUCUCUGGGCCCUGCUCCGCCGCGCUCCGAUGGAUUCUCCAUACUGGAGCAGCUGUGGCUGGUUUGGGCUGGGUCACAUCCAGAAAGGUGGGUGGGAACGGGAUCUCCAGUUGGACUGCGUUGUCCGGCGGCUGGGGUGUGCAUUAAUGGUUUAACGGUCCAUCUCCAUCGACUCUCCUGAGGUUAGAGAGAGAGCGUGGGAGAGGUGUGAUGGAUGGCUCUGUGAAACUGUGCGUUUAACACAAACCCUUUUUGUUCAUUUUCAAGCAUAAAAUAAAAAUCCAAACCUUCAGUGCAGACACAGUUCGACACAGACAGACGUCACCGUGGAGCUGGGAGCCACGGUAACAUUCAACAGACGGAGACGUGUUUUUGUCAGGCCAUGGAUUGAUUAGAUUUAAUGAUUAGGACUUGAGUGGACACCUCCCUCCCUCCCCUCCUCUGUCUUCCACCACUGCAGGCCUGCAUUCCUGAAACAGUGUCUUCAACACAGAGCAACAAUAGACUCUACACUCAGACAAUGGCCAGAGCCAGAAAAACACAUGAUGCAGGCGAGAGUCCCAAUCCGGUCCCUUCUGUUUCAACGCCGAUGAGCAGUAGUUCAAAUGUUCCCUCUUGGACUUGUUGUGACACAUGGAUACAAAAACAGGCAGAGAAAAAAAACUGAUAUACAAACACGUGUACACUGACUUCACUUAAAAAAA
Cynoglossus semilaevis (tongue sole) is the source of this 4715-nucleotide messenger RNA. RefSeq names its product shisa family member 2b (gene shisa2b). NCBI's taxonomy places the organism in Eukaryota, Metazoa, Chordata, Actinopteri, Pleuronectiformes, Cynoglossidae. The record is from RefSeq and is a predicted model, not a curated record. The transcript is spliced from 2 exons. Bases 1200 to 2066 code for a protein of 288 amino acids.